Molecule: messenger RNA, 981 nt
Organism: Sciurus carolinensis (gray squirrel)
Lineage: Eukaryota; Metazoa; Chordata; Mammalia; Rodentia; Sciuridae
Gene: Zpbp2
Product: zona pellucida binding protein 2
Exons: 8
Coding region: 1-981 (326 amino acids)
Biological process (GO): acrosome assembly; binding of sperm to zona pellucida
Cellular component (GO): zona pellucida receptor complex; acrosomal vesicle; extracellular region
Source: RefSeq, a predicted model, not a curated record
AUGCGAGCGUGGGCCCUCCUCUCCGCGGUGCUCUGGUACCUAGCAGGAGUUGGAUGCCAGCGUUCAUCCUUACUCAAUAAGAAAGGCUUCGUUUUUGGCAAGAUAGGACACCCAGUGAAAAUAUAUGUAAAAUUACAUCACAAUAGCCCAGUCCUUAUCUGCAUGGAUUUGAACCGUGCUAACACAGAAACAGUGGACCCCACCUAUUUAUGGAUUGGGCCUAAGGAAAAGACAUUAACAGAAAAUAGUCGAAUAAGUAUAACAGAAACAGGAAAGCUAAUGGUGAGAGAUUUUCUGGAGCCUUUGUCUGGACUUUAUACAUGUACUCUUUCUUAUAAGACUGUCAGAGCAGAAACCCAAGAAGAAACUACAGUAAAGAGGAGAUAUGAAUUUAUGAUCUUUGCCUAUCGGGAACCUGAUUAUUCAUAUCAGAUGGCUGUACGUUUUACUACAAAGUCUUGUGUAGGAAAAUAUAAUGACUUGCUCUUCCGAGUCCUGAGGAAAAUCUUGGAUAAUUUGAUCUCUGAUUUGUUGUGCCAUGUUGUGGAACCAUCAUAUAAAUGCCAUUUUGUUAAACUUCCAGAACGUAGCCUCAUACAUGAGCUGUUCAUAGCUUUUCGAGUUGAUCCUUUUGCACCGGGGUGGAAAAGUGCAUGCAAUGAUAGUGUUGACUGUGAAGAUAUCACUAAUCAUAAUAUCCUCAAGGCAAGAGACAGGAUAGAAGAAUUUUUUCGGAGCCAAGCAUAUACUUUCUAUCAUCGCCUUAAUAACACUGUACCAGCUAUGCAUUUUGUGGACCACAGUUUUCAAGUAGUACGUAUGGAUAGUUGUCAACCAGGCUUUGGAAAAGAUGAAGCUCUACACAGCAAUUGUGCUAGCUGUUGUGUGGUUUGUAGUCCUGGAACUUUUAGUCCUGAUGUUGAUGUUACUUGUCAGACGUGUGCUUCUGCCCAUGUAUAUGGAGCUAAGUCUUGCCCAUAA